CUUUCUGUUCCAACUACUACCACUCAAGAAUUCCAGAAAUGGCAAACUGAACUCCUAUAAGAACCCCUAGCUAAUCCCAUCUCAAAUUCACAAUACUACUUAGAAAUUUUUGGGUAAGGUUCAAGUCAUGGCUUCUUCAUCUUCGGCUCUCAUUGUUUUCUCUCUUUUAAUUUUUUCAUCUUCCGCUCUUGCCAUCUCAAAACGUCCAUCUGCUUCUGAGAAAGUCUCUUUAAGUCUCUACUAUCAAACUUUAUGUCUUGGCUGUUCAGAGUUCAUAGUCAAUGAACUCCCAAAAAUCUUCGACAAUGGACUCAUUGACAUUCUUGAUUUCAAUCUUGUUCCGUAUGGAAAUGCUAAUCUUUUGAAUAACGGCACAAUCAUCUGUCAGCAUGGUCCAUUUGAGUGUUUCUUUAAUACAGUGGAAGCGUGUGCUAUCAAUAUCAUGUCUCAGGAUGAAUCUUUCGAAUUCAUACGUUGUGUGCAGAACUUCAUUGCUGAAGGAAAGAUAGAUGAGUCAUCUUCUUGCUUAGACAGCAACACGCCCGACCACGGGAAGGCUCUUCAAAACUGCUACGAGAGUGGGUUGGGCCAAAAACUUGAACUACUCUAUGCUGAUUUAACUGCUGCUCUUAACCCUCCUCAUGAGUAUGUUCCAUGGGUGACUGUCAAUGAAGUGCCCCUUCAUAUGGAUAUUGGAAACUUCAUGAAAUACAUCUGCAAAGCCUACAAAGGCACUUCUACACCUAAAGCUUGUCAGACAUUACGAAUUGGCAUCAUCCCUGCAGAACCAAUAGCAAACAUGAAAUUCUGUCGCGUGAACGAUACAUCUCCUACUACUAAAACCAGUCCUCGAGGGUGGAAUUUCUGAUCUCAAAAAUGUCACAACCGACCAAUACUCAUGCAUCAGCCAGUUAUAUAUAUACAUUAUCUGUUUGUAAUAAAUCAUAUCGAGAUCGUUCAUCACAUAUAGUCCAAAGUAUUGGUACUCUGAAGGAAUGUUAUUGGUGCUGUAGUGAUGUUGAUCUUGUGUUGUUUUCUUAGUGGGAAGAAAUCCUUCAUUUUCUAAGUUUUAAUUCUAAUUUCACAAAC
Papaver somniferum (opium poppy) is the source of this 1089-nucleotide messenger RNA. Its product is annotated as gamma-interferon-responsive lysosomal thiol protein-like. The record is from RefSeq and is a predicted model, not a curated record. The coding region runs from base 128 to 868 and encodes 246 amino acids. The transcript has 4 exons. Lineage: Eukaryota; Viridiplantae; Streptophyta; Magnoliopsida; Ranunculales; Papaveraceae. Gene Ontology annotation, molecular function: oxidoreductase activity, acting on a sulfur group of donors, disulfide as acceptor.